Phragmites australis (common reed) is the source of this 1665-nucleotide messenger RNA. Its product is annotated as probable carboxylesterase 8. The transcript has a single exon. Lineage: Eukaryota; Viridiplantae; Streptophyta; Magnoliopsida; Poales; Poaceae. Bases 175 to 1176 code for a protein of 333 amino acids. Gene Ontology annotation, molecular function: hydrolase activity. The record is from RefSeq and is a predicted model, not a curated record.
UCUCAGAUGGAGGACGGCUCUACCGCAACGCCCAACCUCCCCCGCGCCGCGCGCGGUAUAUAUGCGCUGCGCGCUGGGGCUAGCUCGGUUAUGCCGCUCCAGCUCCUGUGUGAGUAAACGCCCAGUUACCUCGCCGGCGAGCUAGAGCCUAGAGCUGUCCAGUGGGUGGGCGCGAUGGACCCGUACAAGUACCUCAAGAUCCGUUUCAACCCCGAUGGCUCGCUCACUCGCUACGGGGAAGCGCCGCUCCUCCCCGCGGUGCCGGCAGGGGAGCCCGUCGCUGUCGCCGCGGAAGGCGAGGACGAGCCGGCGCGCUGCAUUGUGGUGCACUCCAGCGACGCCCCGCUCAACGACGCCACCGGCACGAGCCUCCGCCUCUUCGUGCCGUCCGACGCCGGAGCUCGCGGGCACGGCCGUGGCCACGGCGGGCUGCCGCUGAUCGUCUACUUCCACGGCGGCGGGUACGUCCUCUUCCGCGCGGCAUCCGAGCCGUUCCACAACACCUGCACGGCCGUCGCCGCCGCCGUCCCGGCGGCCGUCGCGUCCGUGGACUACCGCCUCGCGCCCGAGCACCGCCUCCCCGCGUCGUUCGAGGACGCCGCCGACGCGGUCCGGUGGGCGCGCCCGCACGCCGCCGCCGGCAGGCCGGUCUUCGUGAUGGGCAGCCACAACGGGGCCAGCAUCGCGUUCCGCGCCGCGCUGGCUGCGGUGGACGAGGGCGUGGACCUGCGCGGGGUGAUCCUAAACCAGCCGCACCACAGUGGCGUGAGGAGGACGCCCGCGGAGGAGGCGUCGGUGGACGACCGCGUGCUGCCGCUGCCGGCGAACGACCUUCUCUGGGAGCUCGCGCUGCCCUUGGGCGCCGACCGGGACCACGAGUACUGCAACCCGGAGGCCAUGCUGGCCAGCGUGGGAGCGGCGCGCCUGCGGAGACUCCCACCCUGCCUGGUGCUCGGCCGGCGGAAGGACCCGCCGAGGGACCGGACAAGAACACUAGUCGAUGCACUGCAGAUGGCUGGGGUGGCCAUUGAGGCAAGGCUCGACGGCGCCGGGUUACACGCGAUGGAGCUGUUCAAGGCCAACUGCGCCGCCGAGUUCAUCGCUCAGGUGGUCGACUUCGUCCGUCGCCACUCCGCCGCCGCCGCCGGCGACGUGGUCGUUGCGAGCAAGCUGUGAUCGUCAAAUCGUUCGGUCACAAUGGAGGUUGGUGUACGGCACUAUCUUGGAAGUUGCAUCUAUUUUUUAAAGGAUAUUUUCCAAAUCAUUCCAUGAUCAUCGCGUUACGAUGCCCAGUGGCGAGCUGAAGAGUCAAGUCUAACCAAUAAGUAGACUCAGUACAGUGCAGUCUUCCGGAUAGGUUCGUCGCGUUGGCCUUUUCUUUCUUACUGGAUCUUUCUUUCCAGCGAGUCGAUUUUGACGCCACUUUGCGGUCAGUACCGUCUUCUGGCUAUUGCCCUACAGUACGAGGCAGAUGUACUCGUAUAUACUGUUGUUGUUUUUCCUCCGGUCAAAAUACAUAUGUUUUUACUUUUCACAGUCUUCGAUAUAGGACCUUUACAAUACCCCUAAAUGGAUGUGAGCCAUCUAUUUAUUCUCAUCCAAUGGUACAGAUCUACUAUGUACUAGUGAAACUCUUACUAAUAAUAUAGUAGUAUUUGUGACUAA